Cladocopium goreaui is the source of this 6321-nucleotide messenger RNA. NCBI's taxonomy places the organism in Eukaryota, Dinophyceae, Suessiales, Symbiodiniaceae. The record is from the annotation of a GenBank genome assembly.
AUGCCCAUUCCCUUGCUCACGCUGAUCAGCGGGGAGUCAUGGAAGGGAGGGCCUUUGCUAGACCUAUCUGAGAGCAAGGGGGUUAAGACUUGCACUGCGCGAGAGGUGAGCAAGAACUUCACCUUUAUCAAGCCUGUGGUACCAUCAGCAUACUUCCUGACUGAUGUUUUCAUCGCCCUUCACAAGCUCAUGGACGGAAAGCUGCUGAAGCCGCAGAACAAGAACGAGUCAGUCAUGACACUGGCAGGUUUGGAAGGGCUCAAGCUCAAGAAACUGAUUGGUGCGUUGCGGGCCUUGUGGCGCAGCUCGCGGGUUUCAGGUUUUGACGACCGUGUGACAGAGUUGAAGGGAUACCUGAGACCGUCUCCUGGUGAUCCUGAAGACGAUGAGGGUGAUGGACAGCCUGAUGUUCAUCCCGACGCUGAAUGCGAUCGGGAGUCCCUUGAUGGUGAAGGAGAUGACCCGAUGGACGAGCCCCAGACUGAUGGUGAAGGUGAUGACCCGGUUGAGGAAUGCAUGUCUCAUGAAGGUGAUGACCCGAUUGAGGAGUUUGAGUGCAAGUCCCAUGGUGAAGGUGAUGACCCGAUUGAGGCCCACUCCAGUGACUCCAGUGAUGAAAGUGAUGGCUCAGCUGAUGAGAAUCUUCCCCCCUUGAUGAAUGGCAAGGAUUCUGUGCCGGGUGACCGUGCUUCAAGCCCUGAGCCUCAUGCUGUUCCUGCCCAGGUUGCAGAAACUAACAGCAGUCAGGACAGCCUUCUGGCACCAACCCUGAAGCUUGGCGCGUCUGAUUCUGAAUCCAACUCUCCGACUUCCCCAGAGGAGGUUCCUUCGAGCCAGCCUGAAAGCGAGUUCCAGUGUAGUCAAGUCUCAUCAGGGUGGCUUGGAAAAGCAUACAACCUGUACAACCGGUUGGACAAGGAAGAGAAGAAGGAGAAGACCAUGCAAAAGCUUUUGCAAGACAUCCGCAAUGACCUUGAGAAUGAAGCGGGUGCGACUUUCCAGGACGAUGACAUGAUGUACAAGGAGUAUGAAAAGUGGUGCCGUGCUUCUUUGGAGGACUAUGGCGACCAUGUCUACGGCCAUUUGGCAUCAUGGAGCACUUACAACAAUUGGGUUCGUUCCCAGAAGGACGGCAACCCCUGCACCCCUGCAGCCACUCCAGAUGACAAGAGCGCUUCGGAGGUGCCCCAGAAGAAGCCUUUGAACAAGGCUUUGCGCAUGAUGGACUUGAAGGAGACAGUUGAUGAGUCCCGGGACCCCGGUCGGGCCAAGAAGAUGACACUGUUGAAGGCCAAGGACAAGGGCGCAGCGGAUGUGCCAAGUGAAUCAGGGGAUGUCUUGAGCAAAUUCCGUGACUACGACCUUGACAUGCUUGGCCUCCCUCACUCAGCCCGCCCACGGGCAAAUCAAGUGUAUGCGGGAAAGCAUGGUUACACACUUCGCAGCUCCAAAGGGGGGGCGAUCGAAGUGCUUCUCAAAGCCAGAGCCUACGUGGUGAAGCGUUCGGAUGAGGCAAAGGCAGCUGAGCGCAAUUGUCUUGGACAGGCAGAGGAUUGCCCAGGGCCACAGCCACUCCCGCGAAACAUGAAGGCGAAGCAGCGAGCCUACAUCAUGGCCAUUGCGACGCUGGUGUCGCUUCUCUUUGCGGCUGGCCGUGCUGCCCAGCCUUUUGAUGUGGAGUUGGAUUCAGUGAAUAUGGAUUUGACCUCAAGCAUUGGGUUUUCGAAUGCGCUUUACUAUGCGGCCAACCUGGAACCGGGCAGUGGCCACACCUCUGUCUCGUGGAUCGACGUGGAGGAGCAAAGUCAAUCCUCUUGGCCGACGGGACAGUGUGGCAGUCCAGGUCAUCGAGCAAUCGACAGCAUCGACGACUUCAAGGUUCCAGAGAGGCUUGAGGAAAGGCAGAUGGUUGUCCGCUACAGUUUUGGCGACGCCCUCUCGAAGUGCAGAACCUUGCAUGCGAAGAAGAUCACUCGAAAAGCUAAGGCUUUCUUAAAGAAGGCACGUGCUACCAGCAACGACUUUGAUAUGAGUAAGUCAGCUCCAGAGACAGAGUCCAAGACCAAGAGGCCAUCUGCCUUGAGGAAGCCAACAGUUUCGUCUUCUACCCCUGCUGAAAGACUUCAGAAGUACUUAGCAGAGAAGAAAUUGAAAGACCGCGCAAGUUCUGCAACCUCCAAGGCUUCGUCAAGGGGUGCUUCGAGAUCUUCGAAGAAGGACGCUUUGAAGAAACAUGAAAAGAAGGAGAAGAAGGAGAAGAAGGACGUCAAGAAGAAAGUGUCGGGAGGUAAAGCUGUCCCGGUGAUGAAAGUCAACAAGGGUGACAAGUUUGAGAAGUCGAAGUCAAAGAGCAUGUCCAAAGAGGACAAGAAGAAGGCUGCUGUCAAGGAACAGAAGAAAGGUAAAGAUGUGAAGAAAGGCGAGAGGGAAUGUUCCAGAAAGACAAAGGAGGAUAAGAAGGUCAAGGAGGAUGAGGGAAGGAAAGCUGAGACCAAAGAAAAGGAUGGUAGAAAGAACCAGACAACUGAGACCGAGAAGAAGCCAGAUCAGCCAGGUACCAUAGACAAGAAGACGAAGGGUGAGGCGAAGGAUACAAGCAAUAAGAAAAAGGGCGAGGAAAAGAUCAAGUUCGUUCCAAGCCAAAAGAAGAAGGUUGAACACAUCUUCCACACUCCGCCUGCAAAGGCUUCUCAUUCCCCUGCUUCUGCUUCGAGCUUGACUUCAAAGCAGCGAGCUGAGAUGCACCUCCGUUCCCUUGGAGACCUGCUUCAGGCUUCUGAUGACGAUUCAGUGUCGGCAACCGAUAUGGACGAGUUUCUCUCUGAAAUCGCCACUCAGGGCAAAAAGGCAGCUGCAGAUGAGGCAAAGGAAGACAAGGAUCCACAGGAGGUUGAAAAGGCAAAGGAGAGCAAAGAUAAGGAAGAGUCAAGUGAUGUUAGCUCCAACGAUGGAGAUGAAAGUGAAGGUGGUGAGGAUGAAGAAAGUGAGGAGGAAUCUCCAGACAAGGACGAUGUUUCCUCGGACCUCGACAGUGACGAAAAGGUGGGAUCGGGGGAUGAUCUUGAGGAAGAUGAGGAAGAUGAGGAAGAUGAAGACGACGAAGGAGAAGAUAAAGAUGAUGAUGAAGAGAGUGCUGAAGAUGAAGUGACAAAAGAUGAGAAGGAAGUGGAGAAGAAACCGGAGGAGGAAGGAGAGGACAAAGACAAGGCACCUGCCACCGAAGCAUGCCACGCUUUGGUGCCUGCUACUGCAGGAGCUGCUGAGGCAACCAAUGCCUUGCGAAAUUCAACCACCAACAAGAGAGAGUGGGACGCGUUCUGCCGUCAGCUCAAGAGUGGCAACAAGAUCCCAUGCCAAGUUUCAGAGUAUGCGCAAAAUGCUGCAAACAAGACCUGCCUUUUUGGCAUGUGGCUUGACUCUGGGAAGGACUGGAACCAAUGCUCACUCACUUUGGAAAGGACGCUGAAGCAGAAGAACGAAUCAGAAAAAGGCUGGUGCGCAGUUCAAGGUCGAGAACUGAAAAAAAAGUAUGAAGGAAACCCCGAAAAGUACCAGAAGUUGGUUGAAAGCAGGAAAAAAUCCGGGUUAUGGUAUCCGGACGACGACUUUCCGGAUGAUGAUGAAGAAGCUUGGUUUUUCAUGCGGGUUGGCAACUCUUUCAAGCGAAAAGACAUCACAGAGGAGUCCAUGAAGUUGAAAGGAUCCAUGGAUGUCGACCCUUCCCUCCGUGAAGCCCUGACAGAUGCCGAUGAGGGCAUUUUCAGGCCUGGGGCUCUUCCAAAGAUGCAGACUUCGUCCACCAACGGCAACAAGCUGCUCCUGGAUGCUGUGGAGAAGGUGGUUGCAGCACCAAAAAAAAAGGCGAAGGACAAGGAGAAUGCUGACAAAGCUCCAGCAGAGGAGGUUGUACCACAGACUUGGGAAGAGAAAGCGAAGGAUAUCAUGGGAGAGUUACUUUCUGACGCUGCAAAGGCCAGAACUGAGUCCAUCAAGCUUUCCAAUGUUCCGUAUGCCAAGGAAUUGUCAGAUCAGAUGCUGCAACAUGCAGCAAAGUUGGAAGGUUUCUACAAAGAGAUCGAGAAUAAUGUCGCUCAUGGGGCAGGGGAGAAAGAGUUCAAGUCCUUGAUGAAGAACGUCAUUGAAGCCACCGCAUUCACGGCCAAAGCUCAGGCAGCAUCUGCAGCCUUGCUGAAGCCACCUUCGAAGUCCAAGUCCAAAAAGUCCAGUGGCAGCAAAGCCAAGAAGACUAAAAAAACCAAAUGCAUCCCGACUGCUGAAUCGUUUUCUAGGUUGAAGAUCACAAGGAGCUCCCACAUCCUGCCAUCCGGGCAUUCUCAAGCUUGGGCGCAAACGCUGAAUAUGGGGGCAACAUGGAGAGGGACCUUCACCGGUGGCUUCGUGGUUCGUCAGGAAGUCAACAAAGCGAUUGCCCAACUCACUGCUUGGUCCUUGUCUAUCGCAGCAGAAGGCACAGCACCUCAGGUUGGUUUCUACCAAGAGAUGUUCGACAAGGGAUCUUACCGUUUUGGCAUGAGGGGAAAGCAGCUAGCGAAGAGUUGGAAGAAUCUUAGGUUGGGUUUGCCUGCAAAGCCACAAAUCAACCUGCACAGCCUCAGAGGAGAUGAUGACUACACUGAAUUGUCCUCCCGAUUCAAGGGGUCAUCUGUGAAGAUCCUUGUUUGGUGGCUCGCUCUGGAAACCCAAAGGCAGUCCGAUGAACGGGGCAAUGUGCUUGACACUGCGGGCCUCGUUCUGGAUGAGGAUGAGGCCACAGAAGCUUCCAGCUGCCUGCAGAUCCAUCUGAAAUCUUAUGCGGUUUUAGCUGAACACUACUUCAAGCUGAGGGAAGAAAAUGGCGAGGGAAGGCAACAAAUGGCGGUGCCCGGGCGGCUUCUGCGCAUCUCCCGUUCCUUGGGUUCCUUGGUUCGGCGGAAGGGUGUUGAGGAACCGUGGGUGAAUGGUCAAGCUCGGCUCAAGGCCACGAAUCAGAUGAAUCAGAAGAGAUCCAAAAUGUUUCAUGUCUUGGUUGCAGCGGGCCGAUCCCUGCUCUCGUCUUCAGCUGAAGAUUGGCAGCGCAUCAACCUCUUCCUACCGGAAAACGAGGUUCGCGACAUUUUGCAGCUGACUUCCCAUGCGAUGCUCCGAGCAGUUCGAGUCGUUUUGGCCAACGGAUCGUUGGCUGAAGCCCGCGACCAGAAGAUGCUGAUGAAAGGAGGGCCUCUCUGUGGUGCAGGAGGAGUGAACCAAGGGGAACGCUUCCAAGGGGCUCGGCUUGAAAGGGGGGUGACACGGGAGGGUAAAUUGCCCAAUGACCUGCUGGUGGCGAGGCGCUUGGAUGCUCGCAGGCAUUAUGUGCAGAACAACUUGGCGUAUGAUCCGGUCUUUGAGUCCCUUGGCGCAACUGGAGGGAGGUUUUCGGACAACAAGAUGUUGCAUGAGCGACAGGUUGCCAUCUCCGACUUCCAGCAGUUGAAGGAGGAGACAGCAGACAGCGGAGUGAAGCAGAUCAUGGGAGCUGGGAAGACGACCGUGGUCAGCCCGCUCUCAAUGACGGAAAUCGACGGAAGAGUCUGGCGGUGCCAUCAGAGUUUUGUCGAGGAUGGCGGUCUCCUCCAGAAGCGUGUCUGCUUGUUCCGCUGCGACCGAUCUGAAGAUGAGGACAUUGCCAUUUGUGAUCGGAUUGAGUCAGUCGGAAACGAAGGUCAUGUACUGACAAAGCCAACCGAUGUGAAGAGUCUCAUCUUGCGCUUUGUGGAAAACCUAGACAUCUGCAAUGAUCGUAGGUCGAAACCACGCUGGGUCGAGUUCUGGAGAUUUUCUCCAAAGGAGCAUGAUGAGGUCGAUCUUGUGUUGCACCCCUUGAGGAGUGAACUGAACUUCCCCAUUGGACCCAAGAACUUGAUCGACUUCGUGCACCGUUGGCAGAUCCCCCUUCAUUUGCCGGAAGGCAUUUUCAUCAGUGAACUGCAAUCUGGCAAGACCGGAGAAUUGACGCCACCCGAGCGCUUUGCGGACAGUGCUUUGGCCAAGGAUAUCUUGAAGAUCGCCAAGACCAUUGCCGAUGGCACUAAAGAACUGAAGAUGCAGAGAUCUCUGCAUUUGGUCUUGUUGAACUUGGAGUUCUACGAUGAGAGGAUUCCAGAAGUUCCAGAAUUCAUCGUUCGGUUCUCAAAGAAUUUGAAUGGGUGCAACUUCCCCUAUCCGACCAUCUCAAUGACUGUUGGACUUCUGCGUCAGUUGAGAGAGAACCAUGUGCUCCCUGUCCUAUCGCAAGAGGGAUCACCAACACACGUCCAUGCGUAUCCAUACUUUAGCGCUUAG